Messenger RNA from Stereum hirsutum FP-91666 SS1, 2442 nucleotides. RefSeq lists its product as uncharacterized. The transcript has 18 exons. The record is from RefSeq and is a predicted model, not a curated record. Bases 1 to 2442 code for a protein of 813 amino acids. NCBI's taxonomy places the organism in Eukaryota, Fungi, Basidiomycota, Agaricomycetes, Russulales, Stereaceae.
AUGUCUAGGCCGGUAUGGGGAAAGCAAACCGGCAUGGUUUCAUUACUUGAUUCACGCCACACAAUAGGAGCAAUUGAGCCGCGCCGUCCCCGUAAUCGACCGUCAAUUCACCCACGGUUUAUCAACGUUGGCAAUGAAAUGCGCAUUGCCCAAUAUAUCAGACGCCUGGAAGUUUUUUGGUAUGGAUGGUGGCUCGACGAACCUGCAUCCGACUCGCAGGCAACGCCGACAAGGUCCAAUGUUGAACGUAUUCAUCCGUGGAGCAUCCAAAGGCAUAUGCUUAAAGUAACGCCUCAGGUCAUAAGGCUAUCGACUGACUCGUCACUCUUUUCAGAACUGUCUCCUGAAGCGCUUGUUCAAGAUGUUUUCAUGGAACUCCCAAGCAACCGCCUCGGCCUAUACGCCCUUUACCCGUCGUUUUCUUCAAGCCCCCUCGCUACCCAGCAAACCUUGAAUGAAAUUGAUUUUCGAGAUGAACCUUUCCCUCAACCCGGAUCGAACCAUCAAUCUACACAGUCAGCGGACGAAACAGGCAGCAUUAGGGUAUCUGGCGUGUGUGGCGAUGAAUUCGACGAGAUGUCCGAUUUAUCUGAACUGGAUGAUGACCAUGUUGAGGUCAGCGUGUGCGACGAGGAAGAUGAUGGCCUUGAUUGGAGAGAAGAUGACCCGAUGCUAGCAGUCGCCAUUGAAGAGGAGCUGGAUAGAUACUUACCAGCCCAUCCGAACUUUGCACUCCAGGGCGGUUUAAGUAGCCAAACGAUCAGAUCUCAAGUUUCACUCAAAGAUGUCGUCAUGACCAGAGCAUGCUCCAGUAACCCGGAUGACCUUAACCGCGAUCCGUCCGUUCAAAGAACUUACCGAAGGAACGCGGUCACAAAACGUCUGGAAAGCCAGGAUGUACAAGUACAACCAGCUUCAUCCACUCCAUCUAACGGUAAACGUAGCGCUCAAUUCAGCACACAUCAAGACGUCCCGCAUAAAAAGCGUAGAACGUCUGUUCUUGAUGGCGCGUUAUCACCUCCGGAUGUCAGGAUGUCGAAUACGGGGCAAGGGAUAGAAACAUCGAUAACUCAAACCCAAGUCAUGUAUGACAGAGUCCCAAACACUGGUACGCGCCCAGUCGAACAAGACACAAUCACCUUCGCCUCUCAGUUCCCUGUUGCAGACACACGUCAAAUAUCACCCGGGCUAACGGCUUCAUCUAAUGCGCCUCACGGAGCACCCUGGGCAAUGCCCCCUGCAAAUAUACCGCGAAGCUCUAUGCCGACGCAUCGCCUACCCCCAAAUUCUUCACCCGUUUCAACCACUUCCAAUGCCUAUCGGUACGGUCCGCCACCACCAUCUGUUGCAGCUCAAAGUCCACGCAACUCGCGUACCUUGGAGGAACUGAAGCAAGAUAUCGAUGCCAGGAAAAGGAAGGAUAUGGACAUAGCGAAGGAGAGGAGCAAGAAGCGUCUGCGGGAUAAGACGGUAAACAAGGCGCAACAGAUACACACUGACCUGCAAUUCAGUUCCCUUUCCAUAUCCAACAAAGGUUGGAUGGGUCGAAGAUUUGACCACGAUGAAAACGUUCGGAUGAAGAGAAUGUGGAGGGAUAGGACCAUAGAGAGUGAGAUGAUGGGCUUUCAGAGAGUGCCGUUCGAUUCAGACCUGGCCAAACAGCCAGCCACGGAUAUAAGGGAUUGCGAGGGACGACUGCUAUGCAAGAGAUCCAUGUGGAGGCCAAGAAUUGCCGAUUUAGUGGUUCAGUUCGGAAUAGAGGCUGUACGCCAUCUGGAUAAAACAGAUCCGUAUCCGGUUGUAAAGGUCCAUACUCGAGGGCCACACCGUUUUACCAUAUGCGGCGUGGAUCGAAAUAAUAAGAAGAUUCCAGCUUUGAACCCUUGGCAUGUGAAGAACGAGGCUGCUAUUACCGAACUUUUUACGCCUGGCAGUGCUGUAGACCAGAUUCAGUAUAAGCGGUGUCAUGAAUACAUCAGGACCAGAUAUGGGAUCAACCCCAUGUAUGGGUUAUUUUACAAUUUCUGUCUCAACGGAGCAUGGCCAGGCAAGACAGACAGGGUAUACUGCAAUUUUGACCAUAGGAGAAAGGCUUGGCUUGUGAUAUGGGAAGCCGGUGUCAUAAUCGAAAUUCCGGCCGGUGUCUUCGUCGCUUAUCCUUCAUCUCUUUUCUACCAUUUUAAUUGGGAUAUCGGUACGAUCUGCGAGAUCGUCACAACACAAGAUGGGUCCAAACCGACGCGUGAAAACAGUGAACCUCUGGAUGGGCGUGAUGGAAGGGGUUCCGCCGUGUGGUUCAACCAAGCUACUAUGUUUCAAACGUCUGAACUUGGUUUCAACACGGUUGCUGAAGCUGAAGAAGCUGGUGCUGAUACUACAAAUGCGCGUAUGUACAUGGGAAAGAUCACAACUUACUGCAUACCAUCAGAAUCGGUCAUCUAG